AUGGACGGCGCCGUGGGCCAGCGCAUCCAGCAGAAGCUCGCGACGCGGCGCCUCGCGUCCGGCGAGAACGACGCCCACGCGGCGACGAAGGCUGCCGAGAAGCUGCACCGGCGCCUCGCGCGCCUCGCGGAGAAGCUCGAGAUGUCGGAGCUGGCGACGAGCGAGGCGAGCUCCCACGUCGCCGAGCUCAUGAAGCGCGGCGCCGGCGCCCCGGCGGCCCCGGCGCCGCCCGCCGUCGGCGCCGGCGCGGCCGCGCGAAGUCUGGCGGAACACGACGCGCACGCGGCGGCGCUCGCCGGCGAGGCGGACACGCUCCGGGCCGCGGGCCGCCACGGCGCGGCCGUCGCGAAGCGCCAGGAGGUGUGCUCCUACUGGUCCGGCGUCGCGGACCUCGCGCGCGGCGGCGGGGCCUCCGCGGACGCGGCGGCGUGCUCCGACCGCCGCGACGCUGCGUCGCUCCGGUACCACGCGGAGGCCGUCGCCGCGCCCAACGCGCUCGCCUGCCGCGCGGCGCGGCGCGGCGAGGCCGACGAGGCCGUCCGCCAGCGGCGCGCCUUCCUCCAGGGCGCGCUCGCGCUCCGCGCGCGCGUCGACGGCGACUUCCUCGAGGCGAAGACGACGGCCUGGAUCCGCUUCGCCGCCGAGGAGCUCGCGUUGGAGGUCGCGGCCAAGGCCAAGGCCGAGCCCGACGACCACCGCGCCUGCUGCGCCGUCCUCCAGGACGCGCUGGCCGUGCGCCGGGGCCUCGUCGGCUUCCGCCGCUACUCCGUGCUGCUCGACCUCGCGUGCCACCUCGAGCUCUCCGGCGCGCCGCGGGGCGCCGUGCUCGACGCCGUCGUGCGGCGCCUGGCCGUGCUUCGGGAGGCGCGGACCCGGCCCGACGCCGACGACGGCGCCGCGGAGGAUCCGUCGCCGUACUUCGACCGAGUCGCGCGGCCGCAGUUCCCGCCCGCGCGCCGCGACUGGGCCGGCGACGCGGCGCUCGCGACGACGCUCGCCGACGCCGCGCGGCACCGCGUCGCCGCGCGGGACUACGGCGCCGCGCGGGCCAGCGCGGACGAGGCCAUCGCGCUCUGCCUCUCCGCGCUCGAAGCGACGCCGGAGAACGGCGACGUCGCCGUCGCGCUCGCGGCCGCGCGCGUCGAGCGCGCGGCCGUGGCCCUCGCCGACGGCGACCGGCCCCUCGCCGUGGCCUGCCUCGCGGACAUCGAGAGCGACGCGGGCCUCCGCGCGCGCGUCUCCGUCGCGCAGAACCCGAGGCUCCGCCUCGCCGCGGGCUGCCUCGGCGACGCCGACGGGCCGCCGCCGCCGCCGCCGCGCCUCGACUUCACCUUCGGCUGCGGCUGCGCGCCGGCCUUCGAGCUCCCGGACUUUGGGCUUCCCCGGCGGUAA
Aureococcus anophagefferens is the source of this 1392-nucleotide messenger RNA. RefSeq lists its product as hypothetical. The record is from RefSeq and is a predicted model, not a curated record. The transcript has a single exon. Lineage: Eukaryota; Pelagophyceae; Pelagomonadales; Pelagomonadaceae. Bases 1 to 1392 code for a protein of 463 amino acids.